CUGAGUAGUAGUAGUUAAAUCGGAAGUGUGGAGUCAGUUGCUUAAAUCUUUCAGCUUUUUUUAAACCUUAAAUUUAAUUGAAUCUCAUCAGGUUUUAAACUCAGGUUCAGUUAUUCUCUGAAAUUAGCGACAGAUUUAGACUUCAGAACAAAUCAAAGAAGCGCUGGAUGAUCAGUAAUAAUGACACGGAAAUGUCUGCUGUAACUGCAUCACGCUGCUCCGCUUUGCUGUUUGCUGUCGUCGUCGUGUUCGUCUCUGCAGAGCAGAAAAACAUCACAGCUCAGUCUGGACAGAACGUCACUCUGACAUGUCGAGCUCCAAACAACAACAUCUUAGCUGUGUACUGGAAGAACGCUGACCUGAAGCCAGAUUAUGUGCUUUUGUACCAGGAUGGUCUAUCUGAUCCAACACACCUGCAUCCAUCUUUUAAGAACCGGGUGGAUCUGCAGGACAGACAGAUGAAGGAUGGAGACGUGUCUUUGAUUCUGAAGAACGUGACGAUUAAUGACGCUGGAACAUACAAGUGUCAUGUGUUCAUGGCAGAAACAGACUCAUUGGAGAUUCCCAGCAUCAUCCACCUGGCUGUUGUUCCUGCAGAUCACCAGCAUCCAUCUUUUAAGAACCGGGUGGAUCUGCAGGAAAGACAGAUGAAGUAUGGAGACGUGUCUUUGAUUCUGAAGGAUGUGAGGAUCAAUGACACUGGAACAUACAUGUGUCGUGUCCUCAAUGAAAGAACCAGCUCAUUGAAGAUCAUCAGUAUCGUCUACUUGAGUGUUCCUCCAGGUGAGUGA
This is a messenger RNA of Maylandia zebra (zebra mbuna), 791 nucleotides long. The record is from RefSeq and is a predicted model, not a curated record. Lineage: Eukaryota; Metazoa; Chordata; Actinopteri; Cichliformes; Cichlidae.